Hydractinia symbiolongicarpus is the source of this 552-nucleotide messenger RNA. RefSeq names its product conodipine-P1-like. Lineage: Eukaryota; Metazoa; Cnidaria; Hydrozoa; Anthoathecata; Hydractiniidae. Gene Ontology annotation, biological process: phospholipid metabolic process; arachidonate secretion. The transcript has 2 exons. The coding region runs from base 28 to 546 and encodes 172 amino acids. The record is from RefSeq and is a predicted model, not a curated record. Gene Ontology annotation, molecular function: A2-type glycerophospholipase activity.
CCACUUGAAGCAACGCAACGAACAAAUAUGGCUGUAUUAUUAGUCUUUGUCAUACUUGUAGCAAGAAUACAUGUCCAGGUGACGGCUGAUGAUGUCGACUUCAAGCCGUGCAUUACUCAAAUGACGAACGGAUGUAGCGUACCUCUAAAUUUUCCUUUUCCAUACAAGGACGUGUUUUUACCCGCUUGUGAACGCCAUGACAUUUGUUAUCAAUGUGGCAAACAAUUUAAUUGGACGAGAGGCCAGUGCGACAAUGCCUUCAAAGCUAACAUGCUGACCAUGUGUAAAUUAAAAGAAGAAUCGAAAUACGCAGUAACCUAUGGUGGAACGUUUUGGGAGAAGUUGCGGUCAGCGUUCAAAGUGGCGACAGCUAUGGCAAGAUGGAUUCUCAUCAAGUCAGGAACUCUGGAUCAUUGUAUAAAUGGAAGUGAUGUAUAUUACAAAGGUGUGAAGGGGUUUGGACAUAACAACUUCGGAACUGGGGAUCCUAAUUUGUGUAAUUUAAAAUGUUCGAAAUUGUUAGGCGACCCAAGAAAUAUAAUUUGAACAAAA